UUCACUUUCAAAAAAAUGGCGAAACCCGGAUAUAGAAACGAAGGGCUUGAAAAAUAUUUGAAUGAAAUUGGAUCGAGGGUUGUGGCGGAGUCUGGUAUACCUAGUGACCGGUAUCAUUUUGGAAAGUUGGUGCUACAGAGCUUGAAGGAUGAUCCCGAUUUUGUUAUGCAGACUGACGGAGGAACCGGCGAAUCAGAGACAAACGGAUCAGUAUUAAAAAGAAGUAUAAGAUGUGUGGCGUGCUUCAAGAAGUUAGGCCUGAAGACCGGUGACGUCAUCAUCCUAAUGGGUACCAACCACCUUGAUCAGGCUAUACCGUUCUACGCCGCACUUUUUGAGGGCAUCAUCAUCGCUGGAAUUGACAGAACGCUGGGAGUCAAUGAAUUAAAAGACGUUUUCACUGCUAACAAGCCGAAACUAAUUUUCUGCCAAAAAGACAAAGUUCAAGACUCCAAAAAAGCUAUAGAGUUGGCAGGUGGCGACGGCAAAGUUAUCAGUUAUGACAGCAGUCCUGAUACAAUCAGCUUUUCUGAUAUGAUGGGGAAAUAUGGAGAAGAUAGCAAUGUACAGGAUUAUAGGGCUGCUGACUUUGAUUCAGAAGAAACCACAGCUCUCAUUGUAGCUACAAGUGGUUCUACAGGAAUGCCCAAAGCUGCUAUCUUAACGCAUAAGAAUAUUUCUUUAUCAAGCACCUACUUUGGUUGUUUCGGUACCAAGUUUCCCAGAAUAACGAAGUCUUGUCUUGUGGUGUCACCCAUACAAUGGUUCUCAGCACUCGUCCACUACCUUCUUGGACCUGUAUUCCAGUAUUCCAGAGUGCAGACCUCAGCAGAGCUGACUAAUGACCAUAUUUUCGAAAUGAUUAAUAAGUACAAGCCAACAUUACUUGCAACCAGUCCGCCGAUGAUGAUCAGUCUGCUCAAGGAUGCUGAAACAAAAGACUGUGACUUCUCGCAUUUCGAUCUGUUAAUGAUUGGUGGAAGUGCUGUACCGGAAAAUCUGAUAACGAAAUUAAGUAUGAAAGCCCCAAAAGCAAAACUAGCAAAUGGUUAUGGAAUGAGUGAGGCUGGUGGUCUUAUUUUCUAUCCCUUCGAUGUACCACUUGGCAGUUGUGGAAGACCAUUGGCGCACAUGCAGUAUAAGCUGGUGAAUGUGGAAACAGGCGCUGAAAUCAAAGAACCUCACAAGACUGGAGAGUUGUGGGUGAAGGCGCCCGGUGGUGUUCGGGGUUACUAUAAUUACCCAGUGGAGACAGCCGAAGUAAUCACAGAAGAUGGUUGGUACAAGAGUGGAGACCUUCACUACAGAGAUGAAGACGGUCACUAUUACUUUGUGGAACGUAUCAAGCUUUUGUUGAAGUACAGAAAUCACCAGAUAUCGCCGGUGGAGCUAGAGGCUGUGAUCCACAAGCUGCCUGGUGUUGUGAACGUGGCCGUGUCGGGAAUACCUGAUCCUGAAUGUGGGGAGCUGCCAGUCGCCUUCGUGGUGCCCAGACCGGGAGCUGGCCUCACUGAGAAGGACGUUGAGGAUAUCGUCAAAGAAUUUAAUUUUGAAACGAGAAUGGGCAAACCCGGAUAUAUAAAUGAAGAGCUUGUUAAAUAUAUGAAUGAAAUUGGAUCGAGGGUUGUAGCGGAGUCUGGUAUACCUAGUGAUCGGUAUCAUUUUGGGAAACUGAUCCUGCAGAGUUUGAAGGAUGAUCCCGAUUUUGUUAUGCAGACUGAUGGUGGAACCGGUGAAUCAGAGACAAACGGAUCAGUAUUAAAAAGAAGUAUAAGAUGCGUGGCAUGCUUCAAGAAGUUAGGUCUGAAGACCGGUGACGUCAUCAUCCUCAUGGGCGCCAACAACCUCGACCAGGCUAUACCGUUCUACGCCGCGCUUUUCGAAGGCAUCAUUAUUGCAGGCGUUGAUAGGACUCUGGGUGUCAAUGAAUUAAAAGACGUUUUCACUGCUACAAAGCCUAAACUCAUAUUCUGCCAAAGCGACAAAGUUCAAGAAUCUGAAAAAGCCAAAGAACUAGCAGGAGCUGACGGCAAAGUUAUCAAUUAUGACAACAGUCCUGAUGCAAUCAGCUUCUCUGAUAUGAUGGGGAAAUACGGAGAAGAUAGAAAUGUACAGGAUUAUAAGGCUGCUGAUUUUGAUGCAGAAGAAACCAUUGCACUUAUUGUGGCCACAAGUGGUUCUACAGGAAUGCCCAAAUCUGCUAUCCUAACGCAUAAGAAUUAUGCUAUAACAGGCGUCUACUUCGACAUGUUCGGUACCACGUUCCCAGGAAUAACGAAAUCUUGUAUUGUGGUGUCACCAAUACAGUGGUUCUCAGCGUCUAUCCACUAUCUACUUGGACCUAUAUUCCAGUACUCCAGAAUACAAUCCUCAGCAGAGAUGACGACUGAGCAUAUUGUCGAAAUGAUUAAUAAAUAUAAGCCAACAUUCCUCGCAACCAGUCCGCCCAUGAUUAUAAGCUUGCUAAAGGAGGCUGAAACAAGAGAGUGUGACUUCUCGCAUUUCGAAGUGUUAAUGGUCGGUGGAAGUGCUGUACCGGAACAUCUUAUGACGAAAUUACGCAGUAAAGCUCCCAAAGCAAAACUUGGUAAUGGAUAUGGAAUGAGUGAAGCUGGUGGUCUUAUUUUCUAUCCUUUCGAUGUACCAUUUGGCAGCUGUGGAAGACCGUUCGCACACAUGGAAUAUAAGCUGAUGAAUGUAGAAACGGGGGAGGAAGUAAAAGAACCUCACAAGACUGGAGAGUUGUGGGUGAAAGCGCCCGGUGGUAUUUGGGGUUAUUAUAAUUACCCAGCGGAGACAGCCGAAGUAAUCACAGAAGAUGGUUGGUACAAGAGUGGAGACCUUCAUUAUAGAGAUGAAGAUGGGAACUAUUUCUUUGUUGAGCGUAUCAAGCUCUUGUUGAAGUACAGAAAUCACCAGAUCUCGCCAGUAGAGCUGGAGGCUGUGAUCCACAAGCUGCCAGGAGUGUUGAAUGUGGCUGUGACGGGAGUACCAGACCCUGACUGCGGGGAUCUGCCUAUAGCCUUCGUGGUGCCCAGACCGGGGGCUGGCCUCACCGAGAAGGACGUUGAGAAUAUUGUCAAAGAGAACCUGACUGACAGCAAGUUGCUGCGAGGUGGUGUUGUGUUCCUGGAGGAAAUGCCUUUACUGCCUACAAGCAAACUGGACAGGAAGACGCUGAAGCAAAUGGCAGCAGCGCUCGCGAAAAAGGACUGAAG
Trichoplusia ni (cabbage looper) is the source of this 3218-nucleotide messenger RNA. RefSeq lists its product as uncharacterized. The coding region runs from base 16 to 3216 and encodes 1066 amino acids. The record is from RefSeq and is a predicted model, not a curated record. The transcript has 21 exons. Gene Ontology annotation, biological process: long-chain fatty acid metabolic process; fatty-acyl-CoA biosynthetic process. Gene Ontology annotation, molecular function: long-chain fatty acid-CoA ligase activity. NCBI's taxonomy places the organism in Eukaryota, Metazoa, Arthropoda, Insecta, Lepidoptera, Noctuidae.